AUGGAUCGCAACCAGUCUCCUGGCCUCGGCCCUCGUCAUGAUGCCUCAUCAAGAGUGCAAAAGCCCGAAUCUGCUGCAGACAGGAUGGCUGCGCUAAAAGCACGUGUUUCCGCAGCUAUCGGUACUAGCAAAGCAAAGGGUGGCUUGAAAGUUGGACUUCACCCUGCCUUGGAAGACUUGGGAUCAUAUAACAAAUCGAAGGAAUCAACACCAGCACCCUCAGGCGUAAGAUCAGAUAAGCCUCGAUCGCAAGAUGCGUCUAGAUCAGCUUCUAUCAACAGGGAAAGCGGAGAAAACCCGUAUUUCGACCCAAGCUCCUCAACACAACCAGGCGGAGGAAAAGCGCGCCAGUCUCGAUCACUCGUGUUCAAUCAGAAGGGCAAAUAUAUAGCACAAGCCAAUGCUUUACGUCGACAGGCCGCCCUGGAGGCGAUGAAGAAACGAAUCGCAGAGCAAACUCGAAAAGCCGGCAUUGAUGACGACCUAGACGUGGAAAGAAACUUUGUAGUGGAAGCACCCCCUGCAAUCGAAUGGUGGGACGAAGGACUUGUCGAAGGUGGAAGUUAUGAUGUGCUGGAUGAUCCCUCCAAGCUCAAACUCAUGACACCCGACACUAUCAUCACCGAAUACAUACAGCACCCUGUUGCUCUUGAGCCGCCUCAAGAUGGACUUUUUCCAGCUGCUAAGCCAAUGUUCUUGGUAAAGAAGGAACGACAAAAGCUACGACGACAACGAAGAAUGGCUGAGUUGAAGGAGAUGCAAGCCAAGAUUCGUCUGGGCCUGGUGCCAGCACCCCCUCCCAAGGUCAAAAAGGGCAACCUGAUGCGAGUCCUUGGUGACGUCGCUGUCAAGGAUCCUACUGCCGUCGAAGCACGUGUGAACCGUGAAAUUGCCGAACGCCACCACAAGCACGUCGAAUCAAAUGAGGCAAGGAAGCUCACCAAGGACCAAAAGCACGAGAAACUGGCGGCAAAUCAACAAAAAGAUGCCGAAAAGGGAAUUCACAUGCUCGUUUUCAAAAUUGGAAGCCUGGCGAACGGACAACAUCGAUACAAGAUUGGCGUCAACGCUGAUCAACUGGCCCUCACAGGUACAUGCAUCAUGCACCCCAAGUUCAACCUGGUUAUCGUUGAGGGAGGCGAAUGGGGUAUCAAGAAGUUCAAGAAGCUCAUGCUUAACCGAAUCGACUGGACCGAGAAUUCGCCGUCAAGAGAUCGAGACGGAAAGCAAGGCGCAACACGCGACUGGCUCCUUGCUGAAAAGGAAACCGGCGAGCUCAAGGACAUGUCGAUGAAUGAAUGCAAGCUCAUCUUCGAAGGCGAAGAGAAGGCUCGAGCAUUUAGAAAGUGGGGCAGUAAGGUCUGCGAGACAGACUCGGAAGCGAGAGAUGCCCUGGCUCGAACCAAGAUGGACAACUUCUGGCAACUCGCUAAAGGUUUCGCUUAA
Messenger RNA from Fusarium venenatum, 1446 nucleotides. Its product is annotated as pre-mRNA processing factor 3-domain-containing protein. NCBI's taxonomy places the organism in Eukaryota, Fungi, Ascomycota, Sordariomycetes, Hypocreales, Nectriaceae. Gene Ontology annotation, biological process: mRNA splicing, via spliceosome. Gene Ontology annotation, cellular component: U4/U6 x U5 tri-snRNP complex. The record is from RefSeq and is a predicted model, not a curated record.